CUUGGAGAAUAGUCCAAACUCAGCCUUGCAAUGCCAAGAAAGUGGGACCUUUUAAGUAGAUCAGUUUUUUUUUAGAUUUUACUUGCAAAUGAUUAUGUUGUCUUGGCAGUUUAUGGGAUCCUAGAACUAUUUGGUCCAGUUAUGUUCAUUUUAUAUGGUCUUUUCUCUUCCUCAGUCAUAAGUCAUAACCAACGGUUUAAGCCCACUUCCUGCACCAUGACAAGUAUGAGCCAAGAUUUCUAUAGAGCGAAAGAAGAUUUCGACCGAACAAAAGCUGGAGUUAAAGGAUUGUUAGACUCUGGUGUAUUGAAAAUCCCCAAGAUUUUUGUUCAUCCGCCGGAGAAUCUUCUGCACACCCUGUCUUCAGGAACUUACUGUUUGAACCUUAAAGUCCCAGUGAUAGAUCUUGAAGGAGUUGAAGGUGGAAAAAGAGCAAAGACUGUUGGUGAGUUACGAGGAGCGUCAGAAAGUUGGGGGAUUUUUCAACUCGUUAACCAUGGGAUUCCGGGUAAUAUUCUAGAAGAGAUGAUAGAAGGUAUACAACUGUUCCAUGAGCAACCGAGGGAGGUGAAGAUGGAAUGGUACUCACGUGAGCACGGACAGCAAGUAAGGUUUUACUCAAAUGGAGAUCUUUACGUGUCCAAAGCUAUUAACUGGAGGGACUCGAUAUCUUGCCACUAUGCUGAUGGUGUACUUGAUCCUAAUGCAUUGCCAGGAGUUUGCAGGCAGGCAAUAAAAAAUUACAUGGAAAGGAUCAUGAAGCUGAAAGAUACGCUAGCAGAGCUUCUUUCAGAAGCACUAGGACUUGAUGUAGACUACUUGGCAAAACUUGAUUGCAUAAAAACAGCAACACUUGUUUGCCACUACUAUCCCUCUUGCCCUGAGCCAGAUUUGACAUUAGGAGCAACAAAGCACUCAGACCCAUCUUUCAUGACCAUUCUACUUCAAGAUAGUAUCGGGGGUCUCCAAGUUCUCCAUAGAAAUCAAUGGGUUGAUGUGCAACCAGUAAAAGGGGCACUUAUAGUAAAUAUUGGUGAUCUUAUGCAGCUCAUCACAAAUGACAAGUUCAAGAGUGUUGAACACAGGGUAUUGGCUGCAUCAAUUGGGCCGAGAAUAUCGGCUGCAUGUUUCCUGUAUCCAAGUACCGAAAGUAGUUCUAAGCCAUACGGGCCGAUAAAGGAGCUGCUAUCUGAACAGGACGCACCAAUAUACAGGCAAACUAACCAUAAAGAAUAUAUGGCUCGUUACAGAGCAAAAGGACAAGAUGGUACCUCAACCCUUACUUUCUUUAAGCUCUAGAAAACAAGUUUGUCAAGCAACUAUUGUGUGCAACAUCAUUUCUUGCUCUAUUAUAACUGGAAUUUAGUUCUGUCAAAAAAAAAUAUUUAGUAAAUAUGUAUUUUGUAAGGCUAGAUAGUUAUGAACAUUCUAACUAGUUUGGUAUAUUUUGGUGAUUUGGUCAACCCCUAUAAGCAUCAUAUGCCUCUUACAUGGGGUUGCACAACAAAACCAUUGUCGUAUAUCUCAAAAUCAAACUGAACUGGUUUGCUUCAGUUAAAUCCAGUUUGUUGCCUCAGCCGAUUUGUACUUGAACACAACUUUUCACUCCUUAGAAAGGAGUUGCUGCAGCUUUAAGU
Molecule: messenger RNA, 1637 nt
Organism: Erigeron canadensis
Lineage: Eukaryota; Viridiplantae; Streptophyta; Magnoliopsida; Asterales; Asteraceae
Product: 1-aminocyclopropane-1-carboxylate oxidase homolog 1-like
Exons: 3
Coding region: 142-1299 (385 amino acids)
Source: RefSeq, a predicted model, not a curated record